This is a messenger RNA of Mesorhabditis spiculigera, 1527 nucleotides long. The record is from the annotation of a GenBank genome assembly. NCBI's taxonomy places the organism in Eukaryota, Metazoa, Nematoda, Chromadorea, Rhabditida, Rhabditidae.
AUGCCUAGUGUGCCCUAUCAACCGGCAGUUGGUGGGGGUUAUGCCUUCGUUCCUCAAGUCGGUGGAUACGCAACUGGGCCAUUCCCAGGACAAUAUUCCGGUCCAGCCCAAGGAGCACAGCAAGUCGGUGGAGAGCAGGCGUCCGCUGGUUAUUCGCAAGGCGGAAAUGCCCCUGUAGCUGAUCAGAGCGUCAAUCUAGCUCCUGCCGGUCAAGAAACGGAAGAUAUGGAAAACGGGGAAUUACCAAAAAAUCUGGACAAAUUUCCAAAGGACUUUAUUUGGGCGAUAGCGACGGCGGAUUUUCAAGUUGAAGGCUCUAAUGAUGUUGAUGGUCGCGGUGUCUCGGUUUGGGAUCGUAUCCGAGAGAUGCCAGGCAGAAUAAAAGGAGACCCACACCCAAACCUUUCUUGUGAGGCCUACAAAAAAUGGAAAGAAGACGUGGAGCUGUUGAAAGCGCUUGGGGUAUCACAUUAUCGGUUCUCAAUUUCUUGGUCGCGAAUUCUACCCACUGGGCGCGCGGAUCAAGUUAAUGAGGCUGGUAUACGGUACUAUCGAGAAUUAUGUGAAGAGUUGGUGAAACAUGGGAUCAAGCCCAUUGUCACUCUUUUCCAUUACGAUAUGCCACUCCCCUUAUACGAAGAAGGCGGUUUCCUAAAUCCCGAUUCAAUCGACUGGUUCACCGAAUUUGCGGAAGUAUGCUUCAAACACUUCGGAGACUUGGUUGAUGUCUGGCUGACCUUUAACGAGAUCAUUUUCUACGCCAUGUUCUCGGUGGUUCCAAUGGAACAUUUGCCAGAUUUCUCUCUGAAUACCGAUCAUGGGAGAUGGAAUCUUACGGCACAUCAGGUUCCAUACCUGGUUGCUCAUCACAAACUUUUGGCACAUGCUAGAGUUUAUAGACUUUAUCGAGAGAAAUUCUAUGAAGAGCAGAAAGGACUCGUCGGCAUCAUCUCCGGUGGUAGAUUCAGCGAGCCGAUUAGCGCUGGACCAGAAGACGUCACCGCCACAAAAAUGUUCCAAAACUGGCACUUCUUCUGGAUUAAUGAUCCGAUAUUUGGAAGCGGUGAUUACCCGCCAGCGAUGCGUCAACGGCUAGACGCAAUGGCCGUUGAGGAGGGCCUAUCUACAAUUCUACCCAAAUUUACUGAUGAAGAGAAGCGGCUUUUAAAAGAGAUUGUGAAAGAGCGAUAUAGCGAUGUUCCGGUUUUAUUGACGGAAAAUGGUUGCGCUGACAUGAUGCCCGCAUCGGCAUUUGCUGAUCCGCUUCAGGAUUAUCACCGGGUUAAAUAUAUCCGUGAACAUGUGGCAGAAGUCGGGCAAGCCAUUGAAAAAGGUUCUUCCGUAAUCGGCUACACCGCGUGGUCCCUCCUUGACAACUUUGAAUGGCUCGACGGCUUUGAAAUGAAGUUUGGACUAUUUAGAGUCGAUUUCGAAUCACCGGAAAAGACCAGAACCCCAAAAGCCAGCGCCAAAUACUACCAAAAAUUGGUCUCAACCGCCCGAGGCCUCGAUCCAAAGAACGAACUU